AUGCCGCAUAGAGAUUCCGUGUUUGAGCGGUUUGUGAAGCUGCAACCUCCUACUUUUCUGGGAGGUACUGACAUAAUUAAAGCUGAGCAAUGGAUGAGUACAAUCACCCGUAUCCUUGAUAAUAUGGGAGUGACGGGAACAGAGAGAGUGAAUUGUGCAGCUUUCAUGUUACAAGAUCAUGCCCGCGUCUGGUGGGAUAUUGUGGGACAGACUCAUGAUGUCAAUGGGAAGAUGUCUGUGGCCGAAUACACUCUAGAGUUUGAUCGGCUGUCCAAGUUUGCUGAGCUAGCCUUAAUUGCUGAGGAGGCUGAGCAUCAGGUAAUAAAGGAGCGGUACGCAAAGGAUGUUGUCACGGCAUCGAACCCCGCCGCUAGUGGGGGUAACAGGAAGUUUUGGGGAAACAGAGGUGGCCGCCAGGGCCGCGGAUCUUCAUUCCGAUCUUAUCCUGAGUGUCCAAAAUGCAAGAAACACCAUCAGGGUGAAUGUCGGGCCAAGACUUGUUUCCAGUGUGGCAUGGUGGGCCACUUCAUCAGAGAUUGUCCUCAGACUAAGAAAGAGGAGCCUAAGAAGAAUGUUACUCAGAACCCGGGACGACUUUUUACCAUGACUCAGGCUGAUGCUGAUGCUAGUCCGUCAGUGGUGACAGGAGCUACCCACUCUUAUGUGUCAAGUAGAGUAAUUGAAAAUUUUGAUAAACCAUGUGAUAUUUAUGCUUCGGGGUUUGGUACCCUUUUACCUUCGGGAGACCUUAUAGUAUCCACUAGGUGGAUUCGGUCCUUGUCCUUCUGGAUUGACGGUUGUGAAUUAACCGCCAAUCUAAUAGAAUUGCAAAUGUCUGAUUUUGAUAUAAUCCUGGGAAUGGAUUUUCUGUCUAAGUAUGGGGCAACGAUUGACUGCAAGCGGAAGAUGGUGGUGUUUGAGCCUGAUAGUGCCAACCCAACAGUGUUUGUGGGUAAAGUUCAGGGGGCACGCAUACCAAGAAUAACACUUUUGAAAGCUAAGGACCUGAGGAGCAGAGGUUGUCCGGGAUUCAUAGUUACCGCAAAGGGAUACCACCAACCCGUGACAUCCGGACCCGAGAGUACAAGAUUGGUAUGCGAGUUUCUUGACGUCUUUCCGAAGAUCUACCGGGAUUGCCACCUACCCGGGAGAUUGAAUUUGUAA
Messenger RNA from Cannabis sativa, 1164 nucleotides. RefSeq lists its product as uncharacterized. Gene Ontology annotation, molecular function: nucleic acid binding; zinc ion binding. The record is from RefSeq and is a predicted model, not a curated record. The coding region runs from base 1 to 1164 and encodes 387 amino acids. Lineage: Eukaryota; Viridiplantae; Streptophyta; Magnoliopsida; Rosales; Cannabaceae. The transcript is spliced from 5 exons.